Molecule: messenger RNA, 8004 nt
Organism: Ciona intestinalis (vase tunicate)
Lineage: Eukaryota; Metazoa; Chordata; Ascidiacea; Phlebobranchia; Cionidae
Source: RefSeq, a predicted model, not a curated record
ACAAACAAGUUGUUAUUGCCUCGUCGUUGGGGUUCAGUUUAUUGUUCCAAAGAGACUUUCGUGUGGUGAAGCAAAACCUUUCAAAAAACCGCACGCAUAUCGAAAGGAAAUUAGCUAGCUAUUCUUAUAGCCGAUCUCUGGCGCUAGACCGAGUUAAGGUAGAUCGAUAUCCAGGGAAGGUAAAUGAGAUACAAGGGCAGUACGUACGCGCCAGUGGUUCAGAAGGCGACUUUCCUUGCCUGAGGCCACUACUUCACAACGUCGUGUUCUAUGUUUCACAGGUUACCUAGUGUCGUUGAAGACGUUAAGUUACGUGAGAGAAUACGGCCUGUAAAUCUUAAUCAGCGUCGGUCGAAAUCGUUAUGUUGCCAUAGUCCAUUCGCGCUGUUUACUUACCGACCGAAGCCGUCACCCGUGUAGGCAGCUGCCGUAUUUUACUGGUUGGUGUGAGAUUGCUUUAGAAGGUGCGAGAAAUUCUUUCGGCCAUCGUCGAAACUCAGAAGGAAAACCGAAAGCAAGUAAGAAGUAGUAAGUAGUGGAUUGCUUAAGGAAGUCUUUCCCGUGUGGUGUACUGAACAUUUUUACUGAAGAAGAAUGAAACGGACCCGUCUAAAAUCCAAGACACCACCCGCUAUCAACUUUUAGCAAAGGAUUUUUAAAAAAACUUGGAUAUUUUCUCAUCCGUUUGCACCGGUUUUAUACCGAACUGCGUUAGCGGAAUAUACUUUGAAUUGAAAUGUACCCGUUCCUGAAAUCGUGGAUAGAGGCAAAGCAGAAAAGUUCAAAUGUGUCUCAAUUACCUGACAUGACAUCAUAUACCUCAAUGAACGGUGAUGCCAGUCAUCUUCAUAUGGAUGAUACUGCUAGGAAAAGUGAUCCUGGACCUGGAUACCCAGCAAUUUUUAAAGUUGCAACAGAGGGACUUUCCCCAAACCGAAACAUGAAGGACUAUGGAACUCAAAUUUCAGAUCUAAAAAAGGAGAAUUUCAGUUUGAAGCUUCGAAUAUUUUACAUGGAGGAGCGGAUGCAGGAAAACUUCACUGGUGAUCAUGAACAACUCGUUCGUACGAACAUUGAAUUAAAAGUUGAAUGUGAUGGUCUCCGAAGAGAACUGCAAGACAAACAUGAUCUAUUGGUUAAAGCUUCGAACGCAGUUGCUUGUAUGGAGUCGAAUGGACCUGAAGAUUUGCGUAAAGCUCGAAGUGAAGCUGAAAAUGAACUGCAACAACUGAAGGAAAUAAUGAAUGAAAAAGUUCAAGCUGCUGAGAAGGACUUGUUAGCUGCCCAGCAGGACGCUGAAGGAACACUGCAGCAAGCCCUUGACCUCAAAAAACAACUUGAUGAAAUAAAAUCUGAAAACAAAGCUCUUAACCAGGAGUUGCAUGAGGUCAGAUCUGCAUUGGAAAAAAACUCAAGCCAGCAAACAGACAGUGGUAACUUUGAUGAUAAAAUAUCCUUAGAUGAUGAUGAUUCAAACUUAAAGCAACAAGUUGAUGAUUUAAAUGAAGAAUUAGAUGAAAAAGACAGAACCAUCAGUCAACUGAAAGAAGGUUUAUCUUCCAAGCAAACAGUGAUUGAAUUGUUAAACGAGGAAAAACAAUCCAUUCUUGACCAGCAGGUGGCUCCCUUGAUCAAGGAGAAAGAACAAACACGGCAAAAAUUAAAAGACCUUGAAACUGAACUCAAAGCUGCUAAAGACAAGGAAGACAAAAGUCAAGUUGAAUACCAGGAAAUGCUGCAUUUACAAGAUGAUUAUCAGGAGCACAUGAUGGAACAACAACAAAGAUUAGAUGAAUAUGAACUUGCUACUAAACAAAUGUCAGAAGAACUUGACAGAAGAGAAACAGAAGUGAAGGAUUUGAAACAAGCAUUAGACGAAGCUGAAGAAAUGAACAACGAUCUUACUUCGAAAGUUGAAGAAAUGGAAAAAGAUUUCAAAGAAAAAGAAUCUCGUGCUCAACGUGAUGUCAAUAAGCGGGAUCGAGCUAUCGCUGGUCUAACAAAGCUUCUACAGAAGAAAGAAGAUGAAAUAGAGAAUUUGAAUGAUGAAGUGAAAGACCAACAAGUUAAAGCUGAAGAGCUGGCUGAUGCUAUUCGACAACUGGAGAUACAGAAGCCAAUGUCAAGUACCAAGGAUAACUUGCUUGAUCAACUACGACAACAACUUAAACAAGCAGAUGCUGCACUGCAGGAUGCACUUGAUGAAAAGUUGAAGACACAAGAUGAUCAUGAUAAGAAGAUAAGGGAGCAACUUCAGCAACAUCGGGAGCAGGAGAGACAGAUGGAACAUCUUAAAACUUCGUUGCAAGUAAGUGAAGAAACAGUGGUAUCCAUGGAUCAGAUGAUAAAUGAAAAAGAUAAAUCUCUUCAAGAUCUCACAAAUAAACAUAAAGCAUUGCUCAAGGAACUGCAGCAAAAAGAAGAGCAGAGGAUUUCAGCUCUUCGUGAGCGAGAUGAACUUCUCAUCCAUUGUGAUGAGGAGAAGCUCCGGUUCACUGAGAUGAGCAGGAAGAUGUUGAGAAGAUCAAGCUCCGAUAUUUCAUCCAACAUCUCCCAGAUGGAAGCAGAAAGAAGAAUAUCUGAUCUUCAACAUCAGUUGAGGGAAAAGGAGGAGGAAUAUAAGGAAGCUCAGUCUUCUCACGAUAGAGUUGCUUCUGAUCUUCGUUCCUCCACCAGUGACCUACAAAAAGCGCUCCGUUCCAAGGAAGAGGAGUCCGAGAGACAUCGGAGGACCAUUGCUCAACAAGAUGUGGAGAUGCACAAGAUGAAGGAGGACAUUAGGAGCAGAGAUGAGGAGAUUCAGAACCUCCAAUCUGAGAUUGAGAACAAAGUUUCCAAUCUUUUAAACAUCAACUCCGAUCUUCAGAACAAACUCGUCUCUAGCGAGCAAGAGCUUCAGAACCUCAACAGCCAGCAGAUGGCAGUACAGCGCCAACAUGAACUGCAGAGGAAAAAUCGCCACCCUUCCUCUAUUAGCUUGCUUUCUCUUUGGUCAAGUCAGGAUGAGUCUGAAUCGUUGAACCAUGAAAUCCAAAGUCUUUAUAAAGAGAUAACAACUUUGACUCAACAAGUUGCUGAUAAAGAAGAAGUUAUUCAGCGAUUACAGCACACUCAGCACAACACUUAUAUCCACAAUGAACAUAUCAACAUGGGUUUAUCUGAUGAUAGCAACACUUCAUCUAGUGGUGAAGACACGCACAGCACUAACAACCACCACACACAUAUACAAUCACCUAACCAGAGGAAACUUAACAAAAGACCCAAUAAAGCAGACAAACAAACCAGUUUUGCCAACUAUUCAACUACAGAUGGUGGCCACCAUGAACCGCUUCGAACUAGUUUAAACCGGUCCAAAAUCCACACAGAGAAUGUGACAUGCAAUGGUACAAUGAACACCACACUUGGUUUUCCACUUGACCAAACCUCAUACAUGGAUAUGCCUGAUGGUUCCAACCAUAAUGGUAACCAUGGUGAUGAAAGUAAUGCAGAUCUAUCUAACUUGACCACACACGAGCUUAAACAAGUGCUUAUAAACACAAGAAAUCAGUUAUCUGACUCAUUGCAUGAAAUAUCUGACCUGCGUGGAUCAUCCAUCAACCUUAAGGAACAAUCGGAACAACUUCGAAUCAUUCUCGAUGAGAAAGAAAUGGAGAAUCAGCAGCUGCUUGAUGACAAAUUAGCAAAGGAAUCUGAGAUCCUCGGACUUCUCUCCCGCAUCCGGGACUCUGAGAAGAUCCCUCUCACCACGAGGAGCAACACUUCAACAUCCUCCGAUCUUAUCUCACAAGAUGGGAGUUUAUCAUCCAGAUCAAGGCAUUUAUCUGGUGAAGAGUCUGAUGGUAUGAGCAACUUUAGUCGAAAGGAACUUCAUCAGAUGAUUAUCAACCUCCGGAAGAAGCUGCAGAAUGCUGAGAAGGUAAAUGAGUUGCUGAAGCGACAAGUGCAUGAUCAGUCAAGCAUGAAAGAUUCAAACGAACCAAUCAACAACGAGCGUGUUGAGGAGCUUGCUGCUGAAGUUGAAACAUUGAAACAACAACUAUUUGAUGAACGCAACAAAUUAAAAAUUCAUCCUUCAAAGAAAUCAUCAGCUUCCGUAUUGAAGAGUCGAUUACCCGUGCCAUCUGGUCUUGCUGCCAAACCCGUAGAUUGUGAGAAACAUGAUUUAGAACGAGCUCGUAACAUGAAUAAGAAACUCAAUGAAAAACUUGCAGCCACUGAACAGACUGUGAGACAACAAGGGGAUAAAUUGAACAAGUGUAGAGCUGCCAUGCGUGAAGCUGGUAUAUUUAGUCCACCAUGCUCCCCCAUACGUGCCGCACGUAGUGUACCCAAUCUUUACACACACCAUAUCAACGAUGUUGUCACACAAGAACUUGUGGAUGCAGAAUCUGCCAAGCGUCUCGGUGACGGACGUAAUCACAGCAAUGAAACAAACGAUGUGAGCACGCAGACUCAUUCCAACGUUGAUAGCGGCUUCGCUUCUGUCUCUCCGAAGUCUGAAGAGAAGUUUAAUUCCCUCAUACAAGCACAAGCAAAAGAACUUUCUCAACUUCGUGAAAAAUUAAAGAAAUCAAGAAAUACUUGUCAGCAUCUUGCUACUGAGAUGGACGUCGUCACGCGGUACAUCAACACUCUACUGAACUCUAGUGGUGACCACAUCGACCCGAUGAUCAGUAGUAGUGUCAACGCUGAGAUUGAACGAAGCAGAAAACUCGUUCAAAAACUUCAAAAGCAUUUGGCAGAACAUGGAGAUACUUCUCAAUCUGAAAGUGAAGGUGAAACUUCUCUACCAAGCUCCGCUUCAAAACUUAUCGUCAACUCACAAAAUAACCAAAUUCAAAGACUCUCAGCAGAAUUACAUAGCAAGACGACUAUAGUAAAAGACUUGGAGGACAGAUUGGAGAACUUGCAGUUAUAUGUUGAUAGCAUGCAAGUAGAUGAACCACGUGUUACACCAGCUAACACAAGCAACACAUACACAAGGGAGAAAUGGCUCAGUUCACCAAAUCUACAAACUGAUAGUGGAAGCCAUCAUACUCAUACAGUGAAAAAACGUCCAUCUUCAUUUGAUCCUCGUCAUGGGAUGCUCACUCCUUCAUCCUCGCAUCACUCCCUGUUGUCAGGAACCGAGGAUGAGAUGAUGAUUCACGACUCAUCACGUUUACCAUCAAAACUGGAUUACCACGACGACCGUUACGCUUCAUUACCCUCUGCGCUCGACACGCAUCACCAAACACAUCGAGCCUCGUGGCCCGAAAAUAAGAUGCAAUCCUGCCCAGUGACACCGGGUAGAAAAUCAAUGCCAAUGUACCAACGUACGAUUGCUGUCACUGAAUAUUUGCCUUCAAAACAUUCAAAAGAUCGUUCACGAUCUUCAUCAGGAGCGGAUGACUCGAUGGUUGAGAGCAGAAGAAGAAGAUUACCGACCACAUCCGAGGAAGCGCAAUGUACGGCUGCGUUCGGUGGAGCGUGGACACCAACAUCAGCCACGCCACGGAAAUCUGAUAAAAUAUCGAUUCUUAAACAAAGUCCAUACAACAACCGUAGUCACGCUUGUGAGAGCUCAUGUGAUGAGUUUCAUGACCACAAGUUAUCACGGGAGCUCGAUCGACUUCGUAGAAGAUUAUCGGAUAGUAAGAAAAUAAACAGAUCCCUUCGUGAAGAGCUCGAUAUUGCAAGUAAGAGUUUACAGAAAGCACGAGAAACCAACGUACCAAGCUACCAACGCUCUAUGAGGAACCCAACAGACCUCCUCGCUGAUCAUCUGAGUGAGAUCCGAGGAUUAAGGCAGAGGUUGGAGAAGAGCAUCGGAACAAAUGAUCAUCUUCGUGAAAAACUUGAGCAGAAACUACAAGAUCAUGAUGAUCAUGAACAUUUAUCAACCAAUAUUUACGUCUCCCCGGAAAACCCAACGAACCGUGACGCACUGGAGGCUGAUGAUUUGCGUCGGAGACUAGCGCUCGCUGAAGCGGAAAACAAAGAUCUUCUUGAAAGACUCGGCUCCGAGGAAGAAAUCAAAGCAACUUAUGCAGCUGCCAUUCACGAACUGAAUACUCUCCAAUCCCACCUAGUGGAGAAGUCCACACAGACAGACAUGUUAUCAAAACACGUCGAUCAACUACAACGGGAAUUAAAAGAACAAACAGCUUUGUCGGAGAAGUUAGGAUCCGAACUAAACAUGAGUCGUGGUGAAGUUGACGGCUACAAACAUCAACUUGAACGAGUUGAAUCGGAGAAGAAUGAUGCGCUGUAUCGUGAGAAGAAGGGAAGGGAAAAAACAACUCGAUUAAACAAAGAACUCGACCACAUGUAUGUUCAACUUAACGAGUGUCGACAACUCAUUGACUCCCUCAAGUGUGAGGUUUCUCUUCAUGAGAAAGUUACGAGGAGAGAAUCCCGAUCUCAGCAUCCAGAAAUUGAUCUCACUGAACUCCUGGAUGAAGUUCGAUCUUUAAGAGUCCAACUUGAGAGAAGCAUUGAGACCAACUCUGCGCUCCGGAAGCAGCUGGAAGAGCAACUGAGGCAUCCGAGGACUCCAGACCGAGAUGGAUCUCGAACCACCAUCAACAUCCACCAUCUGACUCCUCCACGAGGAUCAAAAGUUCGAUCUUCUCCAAAAUCUUCACAUAACGCUCGCAGGAGUCUUAAACUAGAUUCAUUGAUGGGUGAAGACAGUGCUCUCAUGACUCCUCCUGCCUCCGCAUCAUCCGGAGCAGAAGAUCACGGGAGUAAAUCCUUCCCAUUCGACACCAGCACCACCAACCAUCACAAUAAUCAUGGAAGUUUCAAUAAACUUCCCGUCUCAUGUUCGACUCACUCCAUACCUGAUCAUUACUCGCCACAUGGUGGCGAUGGAGAGAGACCUUUGUAUUGCAAGAAAGGUCUAUACACACUGUGCAAGCAUGAAGACUUUACAUAUCUCCAACAAAGUAUAUUGGACAGUGGUUUGCUUGCACAAGCUACUGAUGAUCAAAUAGCGAGGAAACUUGGUGAAAUCAAUUCAUCAAAACAUAUGAACCCGGAAAAGAAAAUGCUUCGUGAUAUAUCUGUAUCUAUCGGUGCAUUACGUCGUCACCUCAAUAAUAGCGAUCAAAUAUUAGGAAACUUUUGGCCUGCAGAUAUUCCCAUGCUCACUGAACCACACGAACGUGUCAGGUCGUUUACCUCAUCUGGUGUUGCCACUGGAGGGGGCUCAUCAGCAUCAGAGAGCACCAUGAAUAGGGGAGCAGAGUCAGCUGGAGAAUAUGCAAUAAGCUCAGAGACCGAUGGUCUACGAAGGGAAGUUGGUAAACUUCGGCGACGAUUGACAACUCAAGAUAAAUUAUUGCAAAGCACGGUAGAACGACUUCAAUCAACCAACAGAAUGAAGGAAGGGAUUGAACAUGCUAUUGUUAAACAGUUGUCAAAAACUCACGAUGUUUUAAAAAAAGCACGUGGCAAUUUGGAGGCCAAAGUAAAUGAACCAGUCCGGCCACAGCAUCGAAUACGUCGUACUUGAUAUAACUCAAUAUAUUUAUCAUACCCACAAUACUCCAUCCAAUUUACUGUGAGCACAUUCCUGCUGGAAGCACAACAAAAAUGCAGUCGGAUCAAACAAGACUUAACUAUGAAUGCUGCUUGUUAGAUUUUGGUUUUAACGCAGGUGCUACUUGUUACUAGCAAACCUGUUAUAUUUUACCGACAACACAACUUUUACUAGUUUUACUUUUUUUUUCUUGGAAUGUUUUGCAUGUUGUACCAGAUUAAUAGUACAGUUUUAAGCCUUAAAUGUCCAAUUGUUGCCGUUUUUUCGUACAGUUGUACUGUUUUUAAGCCAUGUGGUUAUGUAAUGGUUUUACUAGCGAUUUAACUGCCUGCUUUUGUAGCGGUCACUCAAGCCUUUAUUUUAGCUCUACUCACAAAUUUUAAUUAAAGUAUUUGAAAACAUAUUACACUUCACAUAUUUGCCGUUCUGCUUUCAAAAGUGAUUUUAUUUAAAGUAAAUAUACUCUCAAACCAAAUGCA